Acanthopagrus latus (yellowfin seabream) is the source of this 3498-nucleotide messenger RNA. Its product is annotated as RNA-binding protein with multiple splicing-like. NCBI's taxonomy places the organism in Eukaryota, Metazoa, Chordata, Actinopteri, Spariformes, Sparidae. The record is from RefSeq and is a predicted model, not a curated record. Gene Ontology annotation, molecular function: mRNA binding. The transcript has 9 exons. Bases 444 to 1034 code for a protein of 196 amino acids.
CCUCCUCCUCCUCCUCCCUCCUCCCUCCUCCUCCUCCCUCACAGGGGGAUGAGGAGAGAAGUUUCCCUGCGGCGCACUCCGCCGAACAUUUACUGUAUUUCAUUUGGGGAACGGCAACAAGAGUGUGCGCGAGAGGCUUUCCAGGGAAUGGCGCGGAAUAUCUGACUGCACCGCAAAAAACACCACGCGCAGCUGACUUUGUCUCCACAGACCAGCAGGGACAAGAGAGUCAAGAGAGACAAGACAAUUCGCUUUUACUUCUCAUUGAUGUCGCCAAAGUGAGCCCGGGUCAGAAGGACAGCGGCCGCACGCUGACUGUUUGUCCGUCCGUCGAGGUCCUGGAGCAGAGCGCGAGACAGACGAAGCGAAAGACGUCAGACGAGGAGGACAGAGGAGACGAAGACAGUCCGAGCGAGCGAGACACGAGAGACAAGAGGGUCAGGAUGAACAGCAGCAGCAACAAGAUCGAGAAGGAGAGCGAGCAGAGUGAAUUCACCAACCACGAAGAGGAGGUCCGAACGCUAUUUGUCAGUGGGCUACCGCUGGAUAUUAAGCCGAGGGAGCUCUAUCUCCUCUUCAGACCAUUUAAGGGCUAUGAAGGCUCCUUAAUAAAACUCACUUCUAAACAGCCGGUGGGGUUUGUCAGCUUUGACAGUCGAUCAGAGGCGGAGGCUGCUAAGAAUGCCUUGAACGGGGUUCGGUUUGAUCCAGAGAUCCCUCAGACCCUGCGGCUGGAAUUCGCCAAGGCCAACACCAAGAUGGCCAAGAACAAGCUGGUUGGCACCCCCAACCCCCCUCCCUCCCAGCAGAGCCCUGGGCCAACGUUCAUUGGCAGAGACCCAUAUGAGCUCACAGUGCCUGCUCUAUAUCCCAGCAGCCCAGACGUGUGGGCUUCAUACCCGCUGUACCCGGCGGAGCUGUCGCCGGCCCUCCCACCCGCUUUCACCUACCCCUCCUCGCUCCACGCUCAGAUUCGCUGGCUCCCACCUGCAGAUGGAACUCCUCAGGGAUGGAAGUCCAGGCAGUUCUGCUGAAGUAUGUGUUCCUGAUGUGUGAUGGUGGCCGUGGCCGGCUGUGACGGGCGUUGCUGAUUGCCUCUCGUGUCCAAUUAGAAUCCAGGAGGACUGACCUGUCUGUGGCUCUCGGAGCAGCGUACCGUCGGCAGCAGCAGCCUCAUGGUCCUCAGGACAUACUAGACCCCAGCCUCCAUCACACAUCGAGCACCACCCGCCCUCCCCAAAGUCCCUCCAACUCUUUUUUUAUACUGUUACAUACUCGAGAUUUACCGGCAGCGCUUUGGCUACACAUCCUCUGACACCUCCAUGAAAGGUACCGGGCAUGCACGACAAAGGCGCUCACACACCCUUUGUUCACCCGUUGACUGCAUCGCCUGUUUAACGCUAUCAGGUCUCUUGCAGUGCAUUCUGUAUAUGCAAGUGUAAAGACAGCACAGCCAGUGGAGCGCAGACACAACUUUAUGCAGGAUCUUUGCACGGCCAGACGCCUGGACGUGUGGCUAAAGCGCCGCCGGGUAACGUUAUUAUAUGACUAUAAUUAUUACUAUUCUGUAUAUCAUUCAUAUUAAUGUUAUUAUGAUUAUUAAAUACAUGUUGAAGCAUGACUUUGCAAAAAAAAGACGAAAAAAAAAACAAUGCUGUACAUUUUUAGAUAUUUUAAAGAAAUACAAAAAGUAUUUUUGUAAUCAAGACAAUGUUUGAUUGGUUCAUGUUGUGCUAAAGUGUGUGAGGAACUUUAAUUUCUUUUAUCUUUUGUCCCUUCCUGUUUGGUGCCAUUAUAAAAUGGCGCGUCGCCCUGCUAUACCAAAGCAGUCCUGUUGUCGGUCCGCUCAUGUCUUUUCUACAUACUGUGCAUAUUUAAGUUUGCUCGUGUCUUUUGUGUGGCGUCUUCACCCGACGAAGCCGACGUUUUAGUCCUGUGUCUGAUGUGCUUUGGUUCACCUGAGCAGUCAAUGUGAGUGAGACAAAACACACCUGAUCCAGCUCAUGAUUUUUGCAGUUUGAGGUAAUCAGAUGUGUUGAAAGUGGCAUUGACAGGAAUAAGCCAUCACCGGUGAAGGUGGACUGACCCCCGGAGACUGAAAACACAGCAAACUGAGCCCAGCUAUAAUAAGGAAUCUGCUCCUUCAUUGUGUAGCAGGAGGACAGCAGCACAGUAUAGAGAAACAAAAGACCAAAGGCAUUUUUUUUAUUACACUGGAGAGCUAUCUAGGCUAGUGGAAUUAUUCCAUUUUUGACUGCUUUGUAGUCCACAAUCUGAUUUCUUAUGAAGUAUGACGUUAUUUUUGCUGCAUGUCUCUUUUGGUGUCACUCCAAAGAGCCACUCUGCAUCUGAGAGGACAUUCACUUUAAGCAAUUUGUCUCUUUUGUCUAUUUUUAGGGAGCCAGCGUGAUUCAACCCGCUUUUGUAAAUUUUUGAAUUUACAUAGUAAUGAUUGGAGCGUGGAGAAUAAGAAAAAAAACAAUCUUUUGUAAUCUUGUGUAUUCUGGGCCUGCAAUAACGUCUUUGCUGUUUGACAUAUCAUCGAUUGAUCAUGUUUCUGUGACAUUUUGACGCCAAAAUUCUCAUUCAUGUUGCGUCCUCACAAAAAAAACCAAGCUGUGAUGCUUGUACUUUUAAUCCGAUGAGGCGAAGUCACAUUUCACAGUGAUGUGACAAUCAACGGAGACGCUGUAAGAAAAACAACCUCCUCUGUAACGUUUAGCCCAGGUGUGUACAAUCAUAUUGCAGUGGUUGAAUCCUAUAGUCAGUGUUUGUAAUGAAUAAUAAUAUUAUGCACAUAAUAUCAACUGAUUUUCUGAAGCAGUUUUUGCUUUUACAGACAUUUUUUUAAGCCAAGUGUGGCACCAAAUUUAAUAGAACAAGUAUUUAUAAGGUGUGUGUGUGUGCGUGUGUUUUUAUGGGUGUUAUGUUUUUAAGGUUCAUAGAAGAUGCCCAUCAUAUAAUUCAUUGUAAGUAUUAUUGUAAGUUUUAAUUGUAUAUUCAUUUGGUAAAUUUUCUAGAGCUUCUUCCUGUGUUUGUACCUGAUAUAUGAAUACUGUUUUAACUACAUAAUUCACUGUGAAUUCCAGAGAAAAACAUGACGCUCUUUGAACGAAUGGAUCUUUUUGUGUGUUGCCAGCAGAAUGGUACAGAAGUUCCUGGAAAUUAAUAUGAUGAUCCCUCCUUUCUGUCAGUGAGAAAUAUUCCUUUCAGUAUACCAUGUGCGUACCUGUGUGUUCUGUGCAUGUUCAUGGCAUGUGUGUGUGUGUGUGCGUGUGUGUGUUCCUUCUUUCUUUUUCCUAAUGCAUACAGUACUGUCGAUAUUUAUGUACUUUAGCCGCUGUAAGGAGAAACUGUAUUUCAGUGAAUUGCAGAGGUUUGUUUGUUUGUUUGAAACCAAAAAAAAAAAAAAAAGUGAUCAAAAUGAGAAGUUUUUAUGAAAAUGUUAAAUGAAGACAUUUCAGGCCAUCUGCCAUUAAAGAUUGACGUCAUCCCUGC